AUGCUCGUGGCCUCCGAGGGCAGCAAAAAGGGUCCAUACGACGACCUCGCGUACAAGAUCGGCCGCGACGUGUACGUCGACAUCGCGGGGUGGCACCUCUUCCUGCGCGACAUGAGCGCAGUGCCCGGCCUCAAGAUGGCGGCGGCGCUGGCGGCGCAGCUCGGGCCCACCGCCGCUGGCGCUGGGCGCGGGGGGCUGCGCGAGAGUGAUGUCAGCGCGGUUUUGAAACGGAUCCCGGUUGACGUGGGCGGCGGCCGCGUUACGCUGUCGCUGUACGAUGUGAUGCCAAAUGGCUGUGUGAGCGACCUGGUGCGUCUGCUGGAGGACUGGGCCAAGGACCAGUAG
Molecule: messenger RNA, 345 nt
Organism: Monoraphidium neglectum
Lineage: Eukaryota; Viridiplantae; Chlorophyta; Chlorophyceae; Sphaeropleales; Selenastraceae
Exons: 4
Coding region: 1-345 (114 amino acids)
Source: RefSeq, a predicted model, not a curated record